UGCUGGAGACCCACAAGAACAGAACCAACCAAGGAAGCACAACCGUUUGGUCCAGGAGUCCGACCAGCAGCAACAGCGAUCUCCAUGCCGCCUCUCCUGCAUGUCACCCUCUUCCUCCUUCACUUCUGCUUCCCCAGAGGACACAGCCACCUCUCCCAAAGCCUGCUAAUGCAGAAGACUGAGUUUGCACUUCGCCUCUACCGGAGCGCAGCAGCAGGUAGAAACGGGACAAACUUUGUCAUCUCUCCCACCGGCGUGUCCCUGCCCCUGGAGAUCCUGCAGUUUGGAGCCCAAGGGAACACUGGCCAGCAGCUGGCAGGUGCCCUGGGGUACACCGUGCACGACCCAAAGGUGAGAGAUGCCCUGCAUGCCGUUUAUGCCACACUGCGCAACUCCAGCCACGGCACUGAGAUGGAGCUGGCCUGCACCCUUUUUGUGCAAGCUGGGAUGCCACUGUCUCCCUGCUUUGUGGAGCAGGUCUCCUGGUGGGCCAACAGCAGCCUGCAGCUGGCGGACCUCAGCGAGCCCAACAGCACUGCCAUCCAGGGCAACGAAGGGGCAUCCAGACCAACCACAGGUAAAAGAAACCGUAAGAGCCCAGGUGGCCUGCCGUGGGAGCAGAUCAGAGCAGCAUCUGCUCAGCUCGCACUGGUGAGCACCAUGACCUUCCAAAGCACGUGGCGGAGGAGAUUCUCCUCCACCAACUCACAGGCCCUGCCUUUCACCUGUGCUCGUGGCCGCGUCUUCCAGGUCCCCAUGAUGCACCAAAUGACUGAGGUCAACUACGGCCAGUUCCAGGACUCAGUGGGCCAUCAGGUGGGAGUCCUGGAGCUACCUUACCUGGGAAGCACAGCAAGUCUAUUCCUCGUGCUGCCCCGCGACAGAGGAGCCCCCUUGGGCCACAUUGAGCCACACCUCACAGCCAGAGUCAUCCACCUCUGGACCACCAGGCUGAGAAGAACCAGGAUGGAUGUGUUCCUCCCCAGAUUUAGGAUCCAAAAUCAAUUCGACUUAAAGAGCAUUUUAAGUUCUUGGGGAGUCACCGAUCUUUUUGAUCCACUCAAAGCUAACUUAAAAGGAAUUUCAGGCCAGGAUGGCAUUUAUGUUUCUGAAGCAAUCCACAAAGCCAAGCUGGAGGUUUCAGAGGAAGGCACCAAAGCAUCAGCAGCCACAGCUCUGUUGUUACUGAAAAGGUCUCGGAUUCCUGUUUUUAAAGCAGAUCGGCCAUUCAUCUUUUUCCUGAGAGAACCCAGCACAGGGUUUGUCUUCAGUAUUGGGAGAGUUUCAAAUCCCCUUGACUAAAUUAGCAGAUCUCAAGAAUGUUCUACAUUUUCAUGUGUUUUUCUUCAUAAAAAGUUACAAUUUCAUUUUGCUAUACCCUUGACAUUUAAAAAGUAUUCUGAUAAAAGUGUAAAAAGAUAAGGGUAUGUGAUUUUUGAAUAUUAUGAACUUAAAAAUACUUCAAUUUUAUAAUUUUAUAGAUAUAUUUUGCCCUCUCAAUUCAAAUCUAAAAAUUUAACCUUUUCUACUAGUUACCCUCAAAACCACUAAAAGGCACAGCAGUGAUCUAUGAAUGGUGAAUCUGUCAAGUCACAGGAUGGCAUCCUCAAUAUGGAUAAAGGUCACAUUGGAGUGAGGGUGGAGAAUGGAUGGGUUCGGUUUUCUUCAGCCUGUGUAACUCAGAGGGAAUGCAAAAUGAGCAAAAUCGUCUUAAAUUGGUUUCCUUUCCAAUUAGCUUCU
Molecule: messenger RNA, 1740 nt
Organism: Sciurus carolinensis (gray squirrel)
Lineage: Eukaryota; Metazoa; Chordata; Mammalia; Rodentia; Sciuridae
Gene: Serpine3
Product: serpin family E member 3
Exons: 9
Coding region: 85-1302 (405 amino acids)
Biological process (GO): negative regulation of endopeptidase activity
Molecular function (GO): serine-type endopeptidase inhibitor activity
Source: RefSeq, a predicted model, not a curated record